CACCUAUAUGAUGUUACCGACACACUAAAAAUAUUCACGCAUAUGUUUAAGUACAUAGUACAGCAAAACGGGCAACAGUUGGACUGUCGGCUAAACUUCUAAGUACAUUUGCGAACAGUGCCAGGAUGAGCUGUGAAGCCAGAACAUUCGUGCUGAUAAUGCUACCUUUACUUUGCUAUUUUGAGGGUAUUAUAGGAAUACCGAAGGGUUGCCUCAUCAGGCCGCGUACCAAAUCUUCGGGGAUGCCUCUGCCACGUUGGUACUACAACGCUACUAGCCAUAAAUGCCAACCAGUUAUGUGGGGUGGACAUGGAUACAGUGGAAACGUCUUUAAAUCCUCUGCUCAAUGCGAGAAGACAUGUGGCAGCUUAUAUCGACCAGAGGCCGACGUCUGCCUCCUGACACCCGCGAUCGCCACAUGCAAUCACCCUGGACCUUCUGUUUUAAUGUGGACUUACAACAGUAAAACGAUGACCUGUGUUUCUGUUCAGUACCACGGUUGUAACGGAGGCAAAAACCUCUAUAGGACCUGUAAAAUGUGUCGAAGCACGUGUAUUCAUCACACGUCCGUCUUGCAGUUCUGCCCCGAGAAUCCACCAACACGAAAACUUGUUGGAAAUCAUCCCCACCCGGCCCCGGCUGUUCCGCCAAAGAAACCAAAACACUGAUGGCGAUGUAAAGAAAAUUGUUGAAAGCUUUAUGGAAAA
Messenger RNA from Dermacentor silvarum, 707 nucleotides. Its product is annotated as kunitz-type serine protease inhibitor A-like. Lineage: Eukaryota; Metazoa; Arthropoda; Arachnida; Ixodida; Ixodidae. The record is from RefSeq and is a predicted model, not a curated record. The coding region runs from base 126 to 668 and encodes 180 amino acids. Gene Ontology annotation, molecular function: serine-type endopeptidase inhibitor activity. The transcript is spliced from 4 exons.